Molecule: messenger RNA, 1299 nt
Organism: Eruca vesicaria subsp. sativa (arugula)
Lineage: Eukaryota; Viridiplantae; Streptophyta; Magnoliopsida; Brassicales; Brassicaceae
Source: the annotation of a GenBank genome assembly
UCUCUACCUCCCUCCCUCUUCCUACCAAUCAAAAACCAUGUCCGACGAUAAGGAGAACAACUUCGUUAGGAUGACCAGAGCAGCCACCAAAAGAAAAGCUUCCAUGGCCGCUCUUAUAGACGAGGACCGUCUCAGCAAGAAGAGAGUUGUCCUCGGUGAACUUCCCCACCUCUCAAACCUCUCUACGAUUCCAAAACAAACAAAAACCCCCAGAAAACCCGUCAGGAAGCAGAAGAAAGUUGCAGCAAAGCCAAAGGAACCAAUCUCCGACAUCGACACUAGAUCCGAUGAUCCCCAGAUGUGUGCUCCUUAUGUUGUCGGAAUCUUCGAUUAUCUCCGUCAUUUAGAGGUGAAGGAAAAGUCAAGGCCUUUGAUUGAUUAUAUUGAAAAGGUGCAGAAAGAUGUAACACCUAAUAUGAGAGGAGUUUUGGUUGAUUGGUUAGUUGAAGUUGCCGAAGAGUACAAACUUCUCUCCGACACUCUUUACCUCGCUGUCUCCUACAUUGACAGAUUCUUGUCUCUUAAGACCGUCAACAGGCAAAAGCUUCAGCUUUUGGGAGUUUCCGCUAUGCUUAUUGCCUCGAAGUAUGAAGAGAUAACUCCUCCGAAUGUGGAAGACUUUUGUUACAUUACAGACAAUACUUACACUAAACAAGAGAUUGUGAAGAUGGAAGCUGAUAUACUUCUUGCUCUGCAGUUUGAAUUAGGAAACCCCACAAGCAUUACUUUUCUGAGACGGUUCACAAGAGUUGCGCAAGAAGAUUUCCAAAUGUCACAUUUACAAAUGGAGUUUCUCUGUAGCUAUCUUUCGGAGCUAAGCAUGUUAGACUAUAACAGUGUGAAGUUUCUUCCAUCUGUUGUGGCUGCUUCAGCGGUAUAUCUUGCAAGAUUCAUCAUCCGUCCGAAGCAACAUCCCUGGAGUGUAAUGUUGGAAGAAUACACGAGAUACAAAGCGGGUGAUCUCAAAGAAUGUGUGCGUAUGAUACAUGACUUGUAUCUGAGCAGAAAAGGAGAAGCUUUACAAGCUGUUAGAGAGAAAUACAAGCAGCAUAAGUUCAAGUGUGUUGCGACUAUGCCUGUAUCGCCAGAGCUUCCUCUUACCUUCUUUGAAGAUGUCAACAUUUAGAGAGAGAGCUUUGUUCAUUGGCAAAGAUUCGUUCAAAACCAGGAGAAGCAGUUCCUUGGUGUUUUGGGUUGUACAUGUCUUAGGACUACUUUUAGUUGGAUUAAAGACCUCAACUUAUGUUUAAAGAUUUUUGUUUAUGUAAUUUGGAAUGUUUUGGUUGUGUUAAAAAAAUU